AUGGCAGACGAGACUCAGCAAAACAACAAGAAAGCCAGUUUUUCGGCUUUAGCAGAACACACAAACGGUCUAACUAAAUCCUCUUCGCUAGCUGCAAAACGCAGCGGAUCGAAGAAACUAGUCAUUAAAAAUUUUAAAGAUAGACCAAAGGUCUCAGAUAAUUACACUCAGGAUACAUGGACAAAACUACAGGGAGCUGUAGAAGCGAUUCAGAAUAGCACUUCAAUUAAAUAUAACCUAGAAGAGCUGUACCAGGCAGUGGAAAACCUUUGCUCCUACAAAGUAUCUGCUACACUGUAUAAGCAGUUGCGGCAGGUUUGUGAGGAACAUGUAAAAGGACAGAUACAGCAGUUCCGACAAGAUUCUUUGGAUGAUGUUUUAUUCCUUAAAAAGAUGAAUACCUGUUGGCAGGAUCAUUGUCGUCAAAUGAUCAUGAUAAGAAGUAUUUUUUUAUUUUUGGACAGAACGUAUGUGCUACAGAACUCAAUGCUGCCUUCUAUAUGGGACACAGGUCUGGAGCUGUUUAGAAUCCAUAUAAUCAGUGACAAAAUGGUCCAGAGCAAAACUGUGGAUGGUAUUCUGCACUUAAUAGAAAGAGAGAGAACUGGAGAGACAGUGGACAGAAGUUUGCUGCGUAGCUUAUUAAGCAUGCUUUCUGAUCUUCAAGUGUAUAAAGACUCUUUCGAGCAACAGUUUUUGAAAGAGACUGAUCGGCUAUAUGCAGCAGAGGGUCAAAGACUUAUGCAAGAGAGAGAGGUUCCUGAAUACCUUCAUCAUGUCAGCAAGCGACUAGAAGAGGAAGCAGAUAGAAUUAUAACAUAUUUGGAUCAAAGCACACAGAAACAGCUUAUAUUUACAGUAGAAAAGCAGUUACUGGGAGAGCAUUUAGUCACUAUUCUUCAAAAAGGGCUAACCAACCUUUUAGAUGAGAACAGGGUGCAGGAACUCACCUUACUGUAUCAGUUGUUUAGUCGGGUAAAGGGCGGAUUGCAGGUUCUUUUGAAUCACUGGAGUGAAUAUAUUAAGGCAUUUGGAACCACUAUUGUGAUGACACCAGAAAAGGACAAGGAUAUGGUACAAGACCUAUUGGAUUUUAAGGAUAAGAUGGAUAUUAUCGCUGAGGUUUGCUUCCAGAAAAAUGAAAAGUUUAUCAAUUCAAUGAAAGAAUCAUUUGAGACAUUUAUCAACAGAAGACCUAACAAACCUGCUGAGCUCAUUGCAAAAUAUGUUGAUUCAAAGUUGCGGGCUGGGAAUAAGGAAGCUACUGAUGAAGAACUUGAGAGAAUACUUGACAAAAUUAUGAUCAUCUUCAGAUUCAUUCAUGGAAAAGAUGUGUUUGAAGCAUUUUACAAAAAAGAUCUGGCUAAAAGAUUACUGGUUGGGAAAAGUGCUUCAGUAGAUGCUGAAAAAUCCAUGCUCUCCAAACUUAAACAUGAAUGUGGUGCAGCCUUUACAAGCAAAUUAGAAGGAAUGUUUAAAGAUAUGGAGCUUUCAAAAGACAUCAUGAUUCAGUUCAAACAGUAUAUGCAAAAUCAAAGUGAUCCUGGAAAUAUUGAACUUACCGUCAAUAUCCUAACAAUGGGAUACUGGCCCACCUAUACUCCCAUGGAGGUUCAUCUACCUGCUGAGAUGGUAAAACUUCAAGAAGUUUUCAAGCUCUUUUAUCUUGGCAAGCACAGUGGCAGAAAACUGCAGUGGCAGCCUACACUUGGACAUGCUGUGCUGAAAACAGAGUUUAAAGAAGGCAAAAAGGAGCUUCAGGUAUCCUUAUUUCAGACCCUUGUCCUUUUGAUGUUUAAUGAAGGAGAGGAAUUCAGCGUGGAAGAAAUAAAGACAGCCACUGGAAUAGAGGACAGUGAGCUCAGGAGAACUCUUCAGUCUCUGGCAUGUGGAAAAGCACGUGUACUGAUUAAAAACCCCAAAGGAAAAGAUGUAGAAGAUGAAGACAAAUUCUUAUUUAACAGUGACUUUAAACAUAAGCUUUUCCGGAUAAAGAUUAACCAAAUCCAAAUGAAAGAAACUAUUGAGGAACAAGUGAGCACAACAGAAAGGGUCUUCCAGGACAGGCAGUAUCAGAUAGAUGCUGCCAUUGUUCGCAUUAUGAAAAUGAGGAAGACACUAAGUCACAAUCUUCUUGUGUCAGAGCUAUACAAUCAACUUAAAUUUCCCGUUAAGCCUGGAGAUUUGAAAAAAAGAAUUGAAUCCCUGAUCGACAGAGACUACAUGGAAAGAGAUAAGGACAGCCCCAACCAGUACCAUUAUGUGGCUUGAGAUGGACCCAUAAUGCUUCUGGCCUUGUUUACAGAGCACUAACAUUUAGUAGUAAUAAAAAACUGACUACAAAGAACAGAGGUGCUUAUCUACAGUAGCCUUAUGCAGCGUGCUCAGAAUGUAUUACUCAAGGAGUUUCAGAAUGUGGAAGAUGGAAAGAAUGAGAAUCUCAUCAAGUGCAUCGUCAGUUGGUUACUUCUUGUUGCUGACAUGUUGUUUGCUGCGUUUCAGAAAAUUUUGCCCCAGAAGCCAUGCUACUGCUUGUUUGGCUGAGCUAUAACCAGGAACUACUAUAGCAACAGCUUUGGAUAAAACAGAUGUAGAUGUGUUUCACCUCUGCCUUAUUAGCACUGUUUUAAAGCCGUGCUGUUUGCUAGAAGACUUUUAUUUAUAGUUUGAAUUUUAUAUGGAAGAGCCCAGAUUUUUUUUUUUGUGAAAAAUGGAGUACAUAUUUUUCAGAGUUAUUAUGCUCCCUAAAUAACCUUAGGUCAGUUAAGAGUAGCAGAAGCUAAAAAUUGUUGGGUGUAUUGCAAAAAGAGCUUUUUAGACAUUUGUGAACAGUUUUUGAGAAGUGCCAAAGCAAGCAAAUUAAUGUUGAGACUUCUGCAUAGUAUCUCGCAGAUACAUUUUUGUCUGUACAUUAUAAUACAAAGAGUUAGACUAAGAUGCUUUGAAUUUAACAAUUUACUGUUAACUGUAGCUACAAAGAUCAUUUGCUUUCCAGUGUCCUUGUUGGAAAUAACAAACCCAACAGCCUGCAUUAUCCAGACGGGAAAUGCAGCGCAAUCUGAAUAGGAGGCUACUGUGUAUACCAAAUAGUUGGGAUAUACAGUAGGAGUUGUCAAGAGAUCCAAUUUAAUGAAUGUGGUGUUGUACAUUAAUGAAAUGUUCAUAUUCAAAUGGGCAGUGUUAAUACUGAUUAUUUUGUUGUUGAAGAGUUAUGGUAUGUUGUACUGUUAAAUCUAUUAAGGUAUGAGUAUUUAAAAAAAAUGUCAUUAUUAAAUGCUUUUUGAAAAUACAUGCAGUUUCUGCCUGUCAUCCCGUCAACCCUUCAGCCUUGCUCUGUCUAUCUCUCUGUCUAGAGAUGCUGAUGCCCACUUAGAUGGCAUAUAUAGUAAGAUAGGCCAUUAGGCUAAGUGCAUAGAUAAGACAUUCUGUUUGCAGCAGUAAUAGUGUUUUUUUGUCUGGAGUUAUGGUUCUUACAUCUGAAAGAACAGCUGCACCCCGUUGACUUAAAAAUAUUAAAAACCAUAUAAUAAUGCAGCAGUUUCCACUUUUAAUUCUUUAAGAUGCAUUUGAAGAGGUUGGUUUAUUUUGGACCAUUUCUUAUUAAAGUUAUUAAUUAACAUUUAUUUACAGGGCAGAAAUUAGGCUAUGUGGUUACAGUUGGACGACUGGUUCCACACUACCAAUAGGUUGUUAUUUCACACCUAAGCAACUGCAGACACAAAUUUAGCAGAAAAGAAGCAAGGCUUUAGUAUCCACUCUGUUUAAAUAUGCAACCAGGACUGGUUAAAUAAAUAAAAGUGUAUGCUCAUUUGUUUCUGCUUGUACUUCAGUCUGUCUAGACUGACUCAUUUAGGUAUAUGGUAUGAUGCUGUAAAUAUUCCAGAAUGCUGAAAAUGUGAGAGUAAUUGUAACCUGCAGAAUGUUUUUGACACAAUCUAAGAUGUUAGCCAUGUAAGACUGCUGAAUAGAAAGAGAGAAACGAUUAAAUCUGAGCCACUGUACCUUAAAUAAGAAUAAAUAUAAAAGAGUGCUGGUGCAGUGAUUGCAGCUAUUGCCAGGCCAUACUAAGCAAAUCAGAUUUAUAUCAGUUUCCUCUUUAACAUUUUAAUUUGUUUCCUAUUUAAAGAAACCCUUUAUUGACAAUUGCUCACAUUAUUCAAAUACAUUUUUUUGCAGAGAUUCUCUAUAUUCUGCCAAAUUUGCUUAAUUACGCAGUUUAUUUAAAUUAAUACAAUAUCUAUGCAUAAUAUGCAUUUCUAUUUCUUCAUGUUCUAUCUCACGUUAUAAAGUCACUUUGCUUGUGGAUCUUCUCUGUAACUUAUUGGCAUUCAUAUUUGCACAAUGUGUAUACAAAAUUAAUAAUUUACCCUGAUUUAUUGGUUAAAAUGACUACAUGAUCAAGAUGAUGUGGCGUUCUGGCUGAAUAAACACAAUUAAUACAAACAACCAUGUGUAAGUCUACAGAGUGAUGGAACAAACCCUUGGCUACCCAUACUGAAAACAGGCACUUCAGGUACUCUACCACAUAGAUUAUUAUUUUUGUUGCCAUUUGGCACAUAAUUUGGAAAGAAUAAUUGUAAACUGCUGAUCAAGUCUAAAAGACUUAAUGGUUGGCCAGUAUGUUGUCUUCUAUUUCUCUUUGCAAAUGUUGUGCAAACAUUAAACAAUUUACAAUUUUUUACAUGAUUUUGUCGUUAAAAAAAAGUGACUUUUAGUGUGUAAGAAUUUGAGGAAAAAAGAAGAAGAAAGUGGCCACCCCAAGUCUUGCAUGAGGCACAGAGCAUAGCAGCAGAAGCACUUGCUUGGUUGUUACAUUUUCUGAUCAAGAGAGAUUUGAAUGGUGAGUGAAAUUUUGAACCUUGCACUUGGCUCAAAAGUUAUUUCAGGCUGACCUAUCAUUCGAGUGGGAUUUUUUUAUUUGCUGAAUAUUUUUGAAAUAUACAGCAAGUAUUUUGAAGUGCAAUUUACUGUUGGAUUUUAAAUUCUUCAUUAUGAGAUCAGUAAGCUGAUGGGGGAGGAAAAAAAAAGUCUUUUUUUAUUGACCACAGUGAUACAAAAUGUAAAUGUUGUUAAUAUUUCAAAGAAUUUUGAAAAUGUAUGAGUUUUGUUAAAAGAACAUUGUAAGCAAUACCAUUGUAGAUGAGAAUGUUAGUAAAAACCUGCAUUUAUUACUAAGCACUGUAUAAUAGUAUACUAUAUUAAAAAUACUUUUCAUAAUG
Molecule: messenger RNA, 5219 nt
Organism: Erpetoichthys calabaricus (reedfish)
Lineage: Eukaryota; Metazoa; Chordata; Cladistia; Polypteriformes; Polypteridae
Product: cullin-4A
Exons: 20
Coding region: 1-2271 (756 amino acids)
Biological process (GO): DNA damage response; ubiquitin-dependent protein catabolic process; protein ubiquitination
Cellular component (GO): Cul4A-RING E3 ubiquitin ligase complex
Molecular function (GO): ubiquitin protein ligase binding
Source: RefSeq, a predicted model, not a curated record